Molecule: messenger RNA, 1710 nt
Organism: Closterium sp. Naga37s-1
Lineage: Eukaryota; Viridiplantae; Streptophyta; Zygnematophyceae; Desmidiales; Closteriaceae
Source: the annotation of a GenBank genome assembly
AUGGAGAGAACAUCAGUCGCACCGGCUGGGUCCUCUGCGCCGGCCGAAUCGUCGUUUGCUGUGAUUGGCUCGUCUGCCUCAGCAGGUACAAGCGAAUUCGCCAGCUCUGGAGCCUUGGAACAUUCCGAAACCGUACCUGCCUUGACUCUUCCCUCGUCUGGUUUCGAUUGGACCUUUGGAGAGACUCCCUUUGGCGCCAUAACUGAGUCGUUACCAGAACAUUCGUCUGUACCACACUCGUUGUCCCCGCUAUCAGCACUCCCGCCUACGGCAGUAGCGUCAAUCCCCACCUUGGAGUGUUCUGCAGGAAGCGCUACAGCUGGAGGUCUCAGCAACACCGGUAGACGGCGUGCUCGAAUAGAUUCACAGCUACAGCCCUGUGGUGUGGAUGACUUGCUCCAGACAGAGGACAAGGCGGAGGCAGGAGAGGAAGGCGGAGGAGGGGGAUGGGCGUGGAUCUUCCAGGAGGGGGAAGGUGAAAGAGAGGCGACAGUCAACGGCAACGCGUCGGACUUCAAGAGAGGCUCUGCGCAGAGUGGCCAGGAGGGGAGGGAUACGGGAAGGGGUACGGAGAGGGGUACGGGGAGGAGCAGGGGGAGGGGAAGGGGGAGGAGUGGCAGCCGCAGGAAGCAUCCGCGGGUGUUUCCGAGCGAGGUGGAGCUGAAGCAGGCUGCUGCUGACACGGGGGAAGGCGGAGGGGUAGGAGGAGGAGCAGGGGGAGGAGGAGGAGGAGGCAGUAUGGGGGGAGUGAGGGGGGGCGGUCAAGAGCAAGAGAGGCUGUUACGCAUGCAACAGCAGUCAGGAUCGCCUGCGGUGCAGUGGUUACCACAGCAGCAGCUACAGCAGUAUCAGCUGCAGCAGAAGCAGCAGCAGCAGCAGCAGCAGCAGCAGCAGCAGCAGCAGCAGCAGCAGCAGCAGCAGCAGCAGCAGCAGCAGCAGCAGCAGCAGCAGCAGCAGCAGCAGCAGCAGCAGCAGCAGCAGCAACAGCAGUAUCAGCUGCAGCAGCAGCAGCAGCAGCAACAGCAGUAUCGGCAGCAGCAGCAGCAGCAACAGCAGUAUCAGCAGCAGCAGCAGCUACAGCAACAGCAGGAGCAGCAACAGCUGCAGAGGUAUGAGCAGCAGCAACAGCAGUACAAGCAGCAGCAACAGCAGAAUCAGCAGCAGCAGCACCAGGAAGAGGAAUUGCAGCAAUUGCAGCUGAAACAGUAUCAGCAGCAGCAGCUGAUGCAGCAGCAGCACCAUCAACAACAGCAGCUGCUGCAGCAGGAGGAGCAGCAGCAGCAGCUGCAGGAGAAGCAGCAGGAGCAGCAGCUGGUGAUGCAGCAGAAGCAGAAGCACUGCCGAUUCUGUGGCAAGGGAUUUGAUUCCCCUCGGGCGCUGGGAGGUCACAUGAACAUGCACAGGCGAGGCUCCGCAGCUGCUACAGCUGCUACAGCCCCUCCUUCUGCACCUGUGGUUGGCACUGCUUCUUCAUCCUUGCCUCAAUUUCCCCGUUACAUCCCACCGUCUGAACCCCAAGUUCCUUCUUCUCGCCCUCCUGCCGUGCUGCCUCCUCUGUCUCCUCUGUUUCAGCCUCCUCUGUCUCACCCCCCUCUGUCCCAACCCCCCAUUCCACAGCCCCCUCUGUCUUACCCUCCUCUGCCUCACCCUCCUCUGCUUCAGCCCCCUCUCCUGCAGGAGUGCCCCCGCCAGCAGCAGCAUUGCCACUAG